This is a messenger RNA of Protopterus annectens (West African lungfish), 3217 nucleotides long. RefSeq names its product branched-chain-amino-acid aminotransferase, cytosolic-like. Gene Ontology annotation, molecular function: branched-chain-amino-acid:2-oxoglutarate transaminase activity. Gene Ontology annotation, cellular component: mitochondrion. The transcript is spliced from 11 exons. Gene Ontology annotation, biological process: L-leucine biosynthetic process; L-valine biosynthetic process. NCBI's taxonomy places the organism in Eukaryota, Metazoa, Chordata, Ceratodontiformes, Protopteridae. The coding region runs from base 114 to 1325 and encodes 403 amino acids. The record is from RefSeq and is a predicted model, not a curated record.
GGCAUACCUCUGAAAGGGGCGGGGUUUGUGUGGUAGCGGGCGGGUAACUCGAGCCCCAUCACAACCGGAGCUGCCAGCAAAGCCCGAGUCCACGUUCAUUGACAUCAGCAGCCAUGGCGACGGUAGCUUUGUGUGCUCUCACCGGCGGGAAGGUGAGUUUUAACUGCAAUGUUUUCUCCAAGAGAUUAUGUCUUCAGGGUUCACUUUUCAAGUCAUGUAGGCUUGUUAGCACUAUGUUUAAGGCAUCAGAUAUGCAGAUAGAGCUGAGCAAACAGCCAAAGGAAAAACCUGAUGCCACUAAAUUAGUUUUUGGAAAGUCUUUUUCAGACCACAUGCUAACGAUACAAUGGAGCUUGGAAAAAGGCUGGGAGAAGCCACAGAUCAAGCCUUUUCAGAACUUGAGCAUACACCCAGCUUGCUCUGCUUUGCACUAUUCAGUAGAGCUCUUUGAAGGAUUAAAGGCAUACAGAUGUGUUGAUAAAAAAAUCCGGAUGUUUCGGCCGAUGUUAAACAUGGAGAGGUUUCACAGAGGUGCACUUCGUGCCUGUCUACCUUCCUUUGAUACAGCAGAGCUCUUGGCAUGCAUCCAAAAGCUAAUUGAAGUUGAUCAGGAAUGGGUGCCGCACUCCACAACUGCCAGCCUAUAUAUUCGACCAACUUUCAUUGGAAUGGAGCCAUCCCUGGGAGUGACACGAUCCAAUUACGCUAUGAUUUUUGUUAUAAUUGGACCAGUAGGCCCAUAUUUUGCCACAGGCAGCUUCAACCCCGUGUCCCUGCUAGCUGAUCCCAGGUUUGUGCGAUCCUGGAAGGGAGGUGUAGGAGACAACAAGAUGGGAGGUAACUAUGGCCCUACAAUAUAUGUCCAGAAUGAAGCAGCCAGAGAUGGCUGCCAACAGGUUCUGUGGCUGUAUGGGGAUAACCAUGAAGUGACAGAGGUGGGCACCAUGAACUUAUUCGUCUUCUGGAAGGAUAAAAAUGGAGAAGAAGAGCUGGUCACUCCUCCCUUGGAUGGCCUUAUUCUGCCAGGAGUUACUAGACACAGCCUGUUGGACCUAGCAAGAAAAUGGGGUGAGUUCAAAGUAUCUGAGCGCAAAAUCACAAUGGGAGAAUUGAUGACUGCACUGAAAGAGAAUCAGAUCUUGGAGGUGUUUGGAUCUGGUACUGCCUGUGUCGUCUGUCCAGUCAGCAGAAUUCUGUACCAUGGUCAGAACCAUCACAUUCCAACUAUGGAAAAUGGACCAAAACUGGCCAAGAGGUUUUUGAAGGAACUUACAGAUAUCCAGUAUGGCAGAACACCCAGUGACUGGAUGCACCUUGUUGUGUGACACCGCUGGACUUCUUGUCACCACUGGAUGUACUGGGUUAAUCUGUUUUCGAUCUCAAGGCUGUAUUUCUGACUCUUCACCAUGAUAUAUAUAUAUAAAAAUGAUCAAAGCACAUUAGGACCAUAAGACUGCUGGAUCCCAUGGACUGUACAUAGUUUCACAUCUUUGAAGCCUCCACAACAAUCCAGAAACAAGGAAGUAAACCUGCAAGAUGUGUUCUGCCUGUUGGCUGUCUAUUGUAUGGAAUGCUGGGGGUUUCCAGAUCGGGUGUAUUUCAGUGCACUGUAGUUAUAGUAAUGUAGUGGUAUGUCUGUUUACUCAGAAUGCUGGGUAGCAUACCCUGUAUAGUCUGCUGUUUUGCUCUUUCAGUUUGUUCUAACAUCACCACCAGAUUUAUGCAAAGAGGAUACUUGCUGUGUUAUUUAGUGUGGUGGUGAAGAUGUUGACCUGGAGAUCUAAGUUUGAAUUCCAUCAAUUUCUGUUUCCACAAUGUUUGACCCUGAGGAAUUUUUUAAAAAUGUCAUUCUACUCCCAGAUUUCUGUAAAAGAAAUUUUAUUUUGUCAGUGAAAUUGCCUGAUUACCAGAAUGCAAAAUAUUAGAGACAUAUUGUCUAUUCCCUACAUUGAGGUAACUCCUGCUGCAGUAGUUGGUUACUGAUCCCUACCUUUCAGUCCCCCAUUUGAUUUUCUGUUUUGCACACUGUAAUGCCUACUUGUAAACCUCUUUACAAAGAUGAUGUUUGAGCAUUUGAAUAUCAUUCUUCCUAGGUCAAUGCUUUUUUUCUGAAAUGCUCUGUCCUGACCAUACAUAUAAUGGAAAAGCUAGAACAGAUGAAUGUUUCUGCAUUUUCCUGACUGAGGCUCUCCUUAUAGGUUCUUGGGUGAUUACUGGGCAGUUGUCCCCAAAGGGCCUUUUUAAGCCUAGCCAUGCUUCUCAAAUGUAUCUGGCAUAUUUUUUACCCUAUUGUUACUUUAAAGGGUAUAUGUAGGUUUGGGCGUGGACGGUCAAGCAUUUAUAGGCUUCCUUUGUCUACUAGCGGCAUACAUGCCAGACCAGACAUAAUAGGCAUAUUUUUCCCAACUAUCUUCUUUGUGUCUAGAGUUUAUCCCUUCUGAGUAAGGUAAACACACCCUCAGCAGCUUGAACCAUUUCUUGGACUUGCCUUACAGUGUUCUAGAAACUAGUGAAAAUGAUGUCACCCACCGAGCCGGGCUGGCAUAUUGACCUUGCUUCAGUGCGUCUGCACUCAUUGGCUGAUAUACUGAUGUCAUUGUUGUCCUAGCCAAUCAGGCCAACUGUAUUUUAAUUAAUACUGGUAACUUGACAUUUCUGAUGGUACCACUGGUGAAGAUAUGACUGAAAGAAAACAAAACCAGGAAGAACCUACAAAUUUCUUCAUCCGCAGGUUACUGUAGAUGGCAUUUUCCUGCACAUCACCAGUAAUGGUGACUUCUACCACAGAUCUGUAUUAUAGUUGUUCUGUAAUGCUGCAUUUUCAAGACUCCUUCCCCUUUUUUAAUAAUACUGCAGGUCUGGACACUACAACACUGGAGCUGUCUUAUAAUUUUGAAUAUUUUAAUAACUUAGAACCUUCUGGCAUGUCUUGAACGACCAUGCAGCCUGUUGCUGGCUCUUCCACAUAGUACCACCACCUAACGUAAAUCUGGACAUAUCAGUGUGUCUUUUAGCCCUAACUCUGAGUGGUUAAACUGGAAAUGAUUGGUUCAUCUUUACAUUAUUAUAGUGGUGAAACGGCAAAGAACAUGCAAGUACUGGAGAUGGACUCUGGGCUCUUCCUGCCUAGCUCAAAGCAUGCUUUUUAGCAAGUAAUAGUAUAUGCUUUUUAUUUAUUGUGCCUCGACAGAAAUACAGCAUUUAGUUUUUAAAUCAA